This is a messenger RNA of Octodon degus (degu), 2290 nucleotides long. It is a transcript of the gene Amh, whose product is annotated as anti-Mullerian hormone. The transcript is spliced from 5 exons. The coding region runs from base 593 to 2257 and encodes 554 amino acids. NCBI's taxonomy places the organism in Eukaryota, Metazoa, Chordata, Mammalia, Rodentia, Octodontidae. Gene Ontology annotation, molecular function: growth factor activity. Gene Ontology annotation, biological process: gonad development; Mullerian duct regression. The record is from RefSeq and is a predicted model, not a curated record.
GGGGCGGGGGAAAGAGUGAGGUCCCUGCUCCUGGGCUGGCCAGCUGUGGUACCUUACUGGGGGCCCCCAAACUGGGUAAGGACAUGAGAUGUGGUACAGGCCUUUAACCCCACUCGGGAGGCUGAGGCAGAAUGAUCAUCAGGACUUUGUGUCACACACAGCUGUGUAGUCCAAGGUCUACCUGAACUACAGGGCAAGACCCUGUCUCUAAAAAAGUGGGUGAGGGUUCUGGGGGAUUCCAGCAAUUUGAGGCCUGCUACUGUUCCCCAAGGCUACUGAUCCUUUGUAGGCCUAGGGGCCUGUGCUUCUGCCCUCCAGGGCUGUUUACCAUCCCAGGGGACAGCCCCUCAAGGACAGUUUUGUGACCAGUACAGUCAGGCUGGGCUCUAUCUAGUGAGAGCAAAGAUAUGUGGCCCUGCUGAAACAGAAAGCCUUUUGAGAAGGCCACCUCCCACCUGCCCAGGCCCCUCGUGGGGCACUGGGCCUUGUCCCCAAGGACACCUCCAGAGUAGAUAGGGGCCUCCUUCCCCCAAACAUUCCAACCUGGACAUAAAAGCCAGAGUCAGGACCCCAAGCCCCCUGCACAUCCAUCAUGCAGGGGCCACUUCUGAUGCUGCUGGUGCUGGGGACUGUGUUGGGCGCCAAGACAACUGGAGAAGAGCCAGCUGCUGGCACUGGGGGCCUCAUCUUUCCAGAAGACUGGGUCUGGCCACCUGGCAGCCUGAGAAGACCCUUGUGCCUGGUGACAUUGAGCAGUUCCAGCAACAGGAGUAGGGGUCCCCUGCAGGUGGUGGGGGGCCUGAGUAGCUACGAGCAGGCCUUCCUGGAGGCUGUACAGGACACCCUUUGGGGACCCCACGACCUGGCCACCUUUGGCAUCUGCAGCCCUGGCCCCACACAGGCAGCUCUGGCGGCUCUGCAGCGCCUGGGCGCUUGGCUGCAGGAGCCUGAGAGGCACCAACUGCUGGUCCUGCGCCUGGUGGAAGUGAUGUGGAGUUCGACACCCUCGCUGAGGUUCCAAGAACCCCCACCCGGAGCAGCCAGCCCCCCAGAGCAGGCAGUGAUGGUGCUGUACCCUGGGCCUGGCCCUGAAGUCACUGUCACUGGGGCUGGGCUAACAGCUGCCCAGAGCCUCUGCCGCACCCCAGACACCCGCUAUCUGGUACUGGUUGUGGACCACCCGGAGAGGGCCUGGCUCAGUGCAGGGCUUGCCCUGACCUUACAGCCUCGAGACGGUGUCACCCUGAGCACCAGCCAGCUGCAGACCCUGCUGUUUGGGCCCAAUUCCCACUUCUUCACGCAGAUGACCCCUGCCCUCCUCCUCCUGCCACCAUCCAAACCUGCACCCCUGCCCGUGCGUGGCCAGCUGGACACCGUGCCCUUCCCACUGCCCAGGCCUUCCCUGGAGCCCGAGGCACUGCCGCCCAGCCGGGAUCCCUUCCUGGAGACACUCACGCGCCUGGUGCUCGCAUUGCGGGGGCCACCUGCCCCGGAUUCUCCAACGCGCCUGGCCCUGGAUCCGGGCGCGCUGGCCAGUUUCCCGCAGGGCCUGGUCAACCUGUCUGACCCUGCGGCGCUGGAACGUUUACUAGACGUUGACGAGCCUUUCCUGCUACUGACGCCACCCGCCGCAGCCAGUGCAGGGCACGGGAUGCCGCUGCAGGACCCCACCUCUGCGCCCUGGACCACAGGCUUGGCGCACCGCGUGGCUGUCGAGCUGCAGGCCGCAGCCGCUGAAUUACGUGGCCUCCCGGGGCUACCUCCUGCGGUGCCCCAGCUGCUUGCACGUCUGCUAGCGCUGUGCCCCAGUAACCCAAGAGACCCUAGCAGCCCGCCAGGGGACCCACUUCGCUCCCUGUUGCUUCUCAAGGCGCUGCAGAGCCUGCGCAGGGAGUGGCGUGGGCGGGACGGGCGCGGGACCGCUCGGGCACAGCGCAGUGCCUCGGCUGAGGGGCCGUGCGCACUGCGCGAGCUCAGCGUGGACCUGCGCGCUGAGCACUCCGUGCUUAUCCCCGAGACCUACCAGGCCAACAACUGCCAGGGCGCGUGCGGCUGGCCACAAUCCGACCGCAACCCGCACUAUGGCAACCACGUGGUGCUGCUAUUGAAGAUGCAGGCCCGCGGGGCAGUCCUGGCGCGCGCGCCCUGCUGUGUGCCCACCGCCUACGCGGCCAAGCUCCUCAUCAGCCUGUCUGGGGAACGCAUCAGUGCGCACCACGUGCCCAACAUGGUGGCCACCGAGUGUGGCUGCCGGUGACCUUCCCCAGCCCAAGGAGCCCUCCUAGUAUUU